CUAUCUGACCCUGUAGGCCUUGGCUUCAUCCCUGGGUCCUUCCUGUGCCCUCUAUCUUUGUGGCAGUAGUACUGAUAUAAAAAAGCAAAGUGCUAGUCAGCUAGCCAUAAUGAGGGAAUCAAGAGCAGGGGGGGACCAUGGAUUUCAUCAGCAUUCAGCGAUUGAUAAGUGAUGAGAGAACUGAGGGCAAAAAUCUGGGAAUCGGACAUGGAAUCCUUGAAUCUGGAGGCUGGAGAGGUGACCCUGGACUGGGUCCCCAAGAGACUGUGGCCCUGGAGAAGCAAAAGUUAGCUGAAGAAAAAAGGAAGAAACUCCAGACUUUUAACAAUUCCAGGCUCAGGCUUGAGAGCCUAGCCGACUUGGAGAAAUUGGUGCGGCAGAGGAAAGAAAAACGCCUGAAACGGAGGGUCCCCCCCAGGGCACCUGAUCCCCCACUUCAGUUGCAGCCCCCAUCCCAGCUGCAACCUGUGGACCUGGAGACAUUUCUGAAGGCAGCUGUUGAAAACCAAGAGCUCUUGAUUGAUAAGUACCUGGCAGAUGGUGGUGACCCAGACGCCCAUGACAUGUUUCACCGAACAGCCUUGCACUGGGCUAGUCUGAAAGGUCAUAGCCAAAUUGUAGACAAGCUGUUGGAGGCAGGUGCCACAGUGGAUGCUCGAGACAUGUUGGAUCGGACAGCUUUGUUCUGGGCCUGUCGUGGAGGGCAUUUAGACGUCCUUAAACAGCUGCUCAACCAGGGAGCUAAUGUCAAUGCCCAGGACAAGAUUUGGAGUUCACCCUUGCAUGUGGCUGUGCGAACAGGACACUGUGACUGUCUUGAACACCUUAUUGCUUGUGGGGCCCAAAUUGAUAUACAGGAUAAGGAGGGAGAUACAGCUUUACAUGAGGCAGUACGGCAUGGCCGUUACAAGGCCAUGAAGAUGUUGCUACUAUAUGGGGCCAAGUUGGGUGUUCGUAAUGCUGGGGCAAUGACACCAGUACAGCUGGCCCGAGAUUGGCAGAGAAGCAUCCAGGAAACACUGCGGGCCUAUGUUGGGCAUCCCCGAACACGUUGCUGAUGAAGAUGACAGACCUUGUAGAGGCUACUACCAUUCCAUCCCCUUCCCUUCUGUCCCUUCUUGUGUAGUAGACGACUAGUGUAUAGACAGGUGGUCAGGCCACAAGUUGGGUUUUUCCCCCCAAGUCUAUUAUUCCCUGAACCCCUUCUAUUUAUGUGUUCUACCAUGUUUGGCAAGGUGGUUGACUCCCUGACCUUUUGUCCAUUUCCCCCUUCAAUUCCUAGUAUUCUAUAUAGUAGAGCAUAUUGGUCCAGGAUUUCCUUGUCCUUCAACUUUUCACCUAUCCUGGUAGCUACCUCAGUGAUGAGAAGGUCAGAAUUCAGGAUGGAAAUUAUAUUAAGUACACUUAUAACUCUUAAGGGGUGUCCUAUUUGGUUUGAGUUGGUCAGAGAAAACUGUUCAGGUCAGUAAAGAAAUUACAAAUUUGUAAAGAAUGUAGGAGUGAAAUGAAAGUAAGGUUUUAAGAUACUCACAAAGAUGAAGUUAGGGCUACUGAAGAUUGAGAUGAGAACUCUGGCAGCGUGUCAACCAUGGUGCCCACAAAAGCUAUUCAGAAGCAUCAGAACCAGAGUUGUGCUCUUUUAGCCUGUGGUUGACCUAAACUUUGUUACAACUUAUCUAAGGACCCAUUUCCAUCAGCAGCAACCCUGAUGGGAUAUGAUGUAGUUUUGGAAAGCUUCAGCCUUAAGGACUCUUGAGUUGGUUGUUGUGACUUGCAGUAAACCAAACCCUAGAUCCACAACCAACCUGGUUGCUAAAGGGUCCUGUAAGACUGACAGUUUAGGGGUUAGACCACUCUGGUCCCCAGUCAUUUCUCUCUGCCCCAGGGUUUUGGUCAGAAUUUCUAUGACUUUCUGUUUUCACCAAGGCCUAGGUAUCAGUGUGACAGUCUCUUGCUCUGCAGUUAUUUGUAGCCCCCCCCCUCCUCCUGAAAUACAUGGAGGGGUGGCCCAAAUUCGCAAGGAUUGAGGCUUCCCUGACAUGGCAGUCAGUGCUGGGGUAGAUUGCCAUGGUGUUGAGGUGCCACCUCUCUUUCCUGCUUGUCAGAGAAGGAACUAUGCCUGCUGUCCUACAUCCAGCAAGGUUUGGAUUUUCAGGCUCCCUUGUGCUAAAAGCACAGGAAAGUUUGGCUGCAGAGAAGAUAAUGGAACUGAGUAUGAAUACAUUCUGGAUACUUUCUCCAUUUAUUUUUGUACACUGAAUGAUUAACUGAGAUCCUCUUUUUAUAUUACCUUUCUUAGUGGAUACUGAUAGAUGGAAUCCUAAGGCAAGUUUCUAUUGUCCUUACCACUAAGUUUUCUGCUUUCUAUUGUAUUGCUGAUCCAGUACUGCUGGUCAGGCUGAGAUCUUCAAAUCCACCAGAGACCUCUUCUUCAAAAACCUUGCUUUAGCUGACUGACAGAGGAGGAGGAGGAAACCCAAAAAAGGACAGGACCUCUCCCUUAGCCUGUUACAUGCUAUGCAAGUUCUCUGGGCCAGGCCUAGGCUAAAGGCCUGGAUUACAUAUUCUUAACAUGACAAGUGCCACUGUGGCUGCUAAUGUUCAUAGGCUUCUACUCCCCUUCAGCUUAAAGGGCUGAGUGAUCUCCACGUUGGAUGAGAGCAAUAGACUAAACCCACUCGUGUGGGUUGAAGUCAUAAACCUUCCACACACCAGCAGCCUGGCUUUGCCUUCUAGGCUUUGUAGUCUACAAGGCUAGGGCCAGAGGACAUAAGUUCUGUCACAUGAUUAUGGCAGUGAUUAAAAUGAGAAAAUGGAAAAAGUGCAAUAAGAGCAAAUGAAACAUUUUUAUAUGGAUCCAUUUUGUUGUUAUUCAUUAAAACUGAUUCUUUUUGUAGCCUGGUUAUACUCUAUAUUGGUGUGAAAAAGAAAAGGGAGAGAAAAAA
Molecule: messenger RNA, 2945 nt
Organism: Sarcophilus harrisii (Tasmanian devil)
Lineage: Eukaryota; Metazoa; Chordata; Mammalia; Dasyuromorphia; Dasyuridae
Gene: ANKRD23
Product: ankyrin repeat domain 23
Exons: 9
Coding region: 138-1058 (306 amino acids)
Molecular function (GO): protein binding
Source: RefSeq, a predicted model, not a curated record